GCUGGGCACCGCUGCGCGUCAAAACAUUGCGUCUCUGCAGGACUUGCCAGGGCCGGAGAGCGGAGGAUAUUUGCCCGGGGAAGGAAUGCGAAAGAGCUUUUAGGAUUGGCACCGCCAACAGGGAAACGAGGAAGUGCGACAUUUUCUUCAGGCUACGCGGAGAGACGUGUUUUUUGCCCCCCUCAAAGGUGUUUACCUCCCGACCCACCGCCCACCACGGCCCUCACCUGUGUGUUGCGGUGCUUCCCCUGUGAGCCGACCUGGGCCGGCAGUCCCUUCUUGCACCGCCCGCCAACACCGCCCAUGGUCAGGAUGACGCGCUCCAAGACGUUCCAGGCGUACCUGCCGAGCUGCCACCGGACGUACAGCUGCAUCCACUGUCGAGCUCACCUGGCCAACCACGACGAGCUCAUCUCCAAGAACCGGUUUGUCUCAUCUUGUCAACUAUCUUCUCUGCAGUCGUUCCAGGGCAGCCAGGGCAGAGCUUACCUGUUCAACUCAGUGGUGAACGUUGGGUGCGGCCCUGCGGAGGAGAGGGUUCUGCUGACAGGCCUGCAUGCGGUGGCGGAUAUCUACUGCGAGAACUGCAAGACCACUCUGGGCUGGAAAUACGAACACGCUUUCGAGAGCAGCCAGAAGUAUAAAGAGGGCAAGUUCAUCAUCGAGCUGGCCCACAUGAUCAAGGACAACGGCUGGGAUUGAGGGGCAAGCAUGCCGAGUGACGACCACAUCGUAGGGGAGUAAGCCAGGCCCUGGAUGGGAAAGGGGGGUCAGGGGGUGGUGGGGGGGUGAUUGUGUGCGGUGGGUGAGUGUGUGACUUUGGUUUGGCUGAUUUACCAUUAACCUCUGUAAGUUACUGCCCAUCCCUCGCUAACGACACACCUCUUGAUGUACACACACGCGCGCCACACACCGAGGUCCCAGACAUCCCAGCUUGUACCCAGCUAGCUGGACUAGGGGACUGAUAUUACAGCUCACGAGGCAAGAUAUCACGUUUUGGUUUUAGUUUUAUAAAACGUUCCCUCUGCUGUGUCUAAAGAUGGCGGCGGCGGCUGCAAGGUGUCCAGCGGGCUCGGGCCGGCAGCUUACUGCAGUCUAGGUUGAAGAGCUGAUCACUGGGUGCCCGACAUGACAAGGCGGGACGCGGGAACUAAGAUGAUUGUAGCGAGUGCAGCUGAUUGGGGCCGUGCCACCCGGGGGUCCUGAUCAGGUCCGGCUCUGAGGGGUCCAAACACAUGGGCUGUAAGAGGAUUCUCACCGGGCACGGUGGCAGAUCUGAAUCCAGUUAAACGGCCGCUUUCGAAGGCCUCUGACACGGAUCCCUUCACCGCCGUGCCAGUGAUGCAGGGCGGGGCGAGGAGGUAAAAAGAUUGAGAGCUCGGUCUGAAAGCUCCCAGGAACGUUCCCUCACAGCAGCGAAAGCAUUUCUCUGGCUUUCAAAAACCCCUAAGCGAGUUAAAGAGAACCGCUGAUCCUCCCACGUACGACGUCUCGGGUCUGCGGUUGCAUUGCCGUAGAGAAAGACGUAGCGAGAGAUCGUCUCAAGACGGCAAAUUUGGUCCGGGUUCCUAAACGUUUGUGAACACUGUGAGCAUCUCUCUGCCGUUAUUGGGGCAAAGGCGAUGAAUUUCUGCAAGGGUUUUUUUUUUUGAGCAGAGCGGCUCUAGUGAUCUGUUACAAACAUGCCCCCCUCUGCCACCGUGCAAACAACGAUUAACUUUAAAUCAAAAGUAUUGACUUUUUUAAUGACACGGCACGUGACCACAAAGGCAUGUACUGUAGAGCCGAUUCUUUCUGUCUGGGAUCAGUGAUGUGAAACUGCUGUUCCUCUGAUCUUUGGUAGCUGUCCUUUAAAGAAACAACAACAACAACACGACGACGCAACGUACUGGAGCCACUUAAACAGCGACGCUCAAAAGACUACACAUGCCUCUUUAAAUGCCUGAUGGGGGAAUAUAUAUCUAUCAAAAUAUUUUUCACGUUUCUUGUGAAAUAUGUAUGUAACAAUUCAACUGGAAAACAAGCUGAAUAGUUAAU
Messenger RNA from Fundulus heteroclitus (mummichog), 2037 nucleotides. It is a transcript of the gene ypel2b, whose product is annotated as yippee-like 2b. The record is from RefSeq and is a predicted model, not a curated record. Bases 304 to 702 code for a protein of 132 amino acids. Lineage: Eukaryota; Metazoa; Chordata; Actinopteri; Cyprinodontiformes; Fundulidae. The transcript has 5 exons.